CACAUCUCUCUAAUGUUUCAGAUAUGGAACGAUGAGUUUCUUGUUUGGGAUCCUGAAGAGUUUGAUGGAAUCACUGAAAUAUCGCUGUCCUCGGAUGCCAUCUGGGUCCCUGAUAUCAUCAUAAGUGAAUUCGUCGAUGUUGGCAAAUCCCCAGUCAUCCCAUAUGUUUAUGUCAACUGCACAGGAACAGUAAAAAACUACAAACCCAUCCAGGUGGUCUCAGCCUGUCACCUGGAGAUUUAUGCCUUUCCCUUUGACAAGCAGAACUGCACUCUGACCUUUCGCAGCUGGCUCCACUCAGUGAAUGAAGUGGAUUUAGCUCUGUGGAGGCCUGCUGAGGAAAUCGCCAAUGACACAAGAGAAUUCAUGAAUGACGGUGAAUGGGAGCUGCUGUCCGUCCCUUCUCACUACUGGAUACUGAAUAUAGAGGAUAGAGACUACGCACAGAUUCAGUUUAAUGUGCUGAUCCGCAGGCGCCCCCUACUGUACGUGGUAAGUCUGCUCAUCCCGAGCAUCUUCCUCAUGGUGGUGGAUGUCACCAGCUUCUAUCUGCCUCUGACCAGUGGCACUCGCAUCACUUUCAAGACCAGCAUUCUCUUGGGCUACACUGUAAUCAGAGUCAAUAUGAUGGAUGAAAUCCCUGCUACCGCUAUUAAAACACCACUCAUUGGGACCUUCUUCGCUGUCUGCAUGGCGCUGCAGGUGCUGAGUUUGGCAAUGUCCAUUUUUGCAGUGAAGCUUUUGUAUUACAGUGACAAAGAAUUCAAGGAGAUGUCCAUAUCUGCCAGCUUACUAGACAAAUACGUCUCAACGGAUAAGAGCUGUACUGAGAGCGCUUUCACAUCAGUAAAGACACUGGAUGAUGUGAAGCAGUCUGGGGGCUAUGAGUUUGAUCUCUCUCCAGAGCCAGACCUGUUCUCCCUGACAGAAGUCUCAAACAGUGACUUUCCACUGGAGAAGAUCCUGCAGGAGGUGAUGUCUCUCAGACUGUACCUUCAGGAGGAGGACAAUGAGGGCAGUUCACAGUCCUACUGGGUGGAACUGUGCCUGAAAGUGGACAAGCUCCUCUUCAGCUUGUACCUGUUACUUGUGUUCGUCUUUGUCAUGACUCUGCUGCUGCACUGGGGUGACUGGAGCUCUGCCUGAAAGUCUAAUGGAAGUGGUAGGGAAAAAGAGGCGUAAUGAGAAAAGAAAGUUAAAAACGGAGGUAGAGGGGAUGGAGAAAGUUGCAACAAAGUAACAGAUUUCACAACUACAGUUUCAGUUUUAAUGUUUAACUAAAGUAUAAUUAAUAGAAUUUGAUACCAACUAUUAACAUUAAUUCAGACUUUCUUCAGUAGAUUGACUUUCUUUCAGUAACGGAAUAAUCAUAAUUACUAGCUGCUAGCAAGUAGCCUUUGUGUUGUAUGUGAAUG
Molecule: messenger RNA, 1415 nt
Organism: Carassius gibelio (silver crucian carp)
Lineage: Eukaryota; Metazoa; Chordata; Actinopteri; Cypriniformes; Cyprinidae
Product: 5-hydroxytryptamine receptor 3A-like
Exons: 6
Coding region: 13-1146 (377 amino acids)
Biological process (GO): signal transduction; nervous system process; monoatomic ion transmembrane transport
Cellular component (GO): synapse; neuron projection; postsynaptic membrane
Molecular function (GO): extracellular ligand-gated monoatomic ion channel activity; transmembrane signaling receptor activity; neurotransmitter receptor activity
Source: RefSeq, a predicted model, not a curated record